Molecule: messenger RNA, 974 nt
Organism: Diprion similis
Lineage: Eukaryota; Metazoa; Arthropoda; Insecta; Hymenoptera; Diprionidae
Exons: 1
Coding region: 131-754 (207 amino acids)
Source: RefSeq, a predicted model, not a curated record
ACCAGCCGGAUACCCACUCGCCCACCUGGAUAUCCAAAGGAAACGCGUUCUUUGGCUAGACCCGGGAUUAUCCGAUUGGCACAAAUCGCUGCCAACGAUUGUAGUUCAUCCGGCAUCCUCGCCAACGGCAAUGGAGGAAUCGACAAGGUUGACGAACGCGAGAAGUCGUAUUUCCCGGACGCACAACCGGCGUUCGGAAUUCGUCGACGAGUGCAGCACGGACAGCGGAUGCAGCAGCGGCGGGAGCAUCGGAAGUGGUGAGCGUCUUUGCGGCGGCGGAAGAUCACCGCGGAAUCACUGUUACCUGGACCGGCUUUGCGGCCAUUCCGCAACAUCCUGCUCGCGAGAGCGGUUGCCCCGCGGUUUCCGGAGUUCAGACCGGAACAGACAUGGCGGUAAAUCAUCGAGAUCCUGGAGCCCGAGUGACGGACGGAUUUCCGGUGACCGCGACCAGUCGCCACUGCACUCCCCGAGUUCCUCCGACGCUCACAGCAGCGACAGCGACUCGACGACGAAGAGGUCCUCGACUACCGACACCCUCCGCAGGGCCUUCCAGAUCCUUAAGAUAUCGCGGCGUGAAACGGAGGAAAAAAAACACGCGAAAAAGUCACCAAAGAGCAUACUGAGGAGCCCAGUUUCCUACACCUACGUACGGGGCCUUUCCGGACUCCCGACUCAUCGUGUGCCCAGAAAUUCAACGCCCAAGACAACACUGCCGUGCGUAUGUCAAGAGAUCAUCGGAUUGCACCGAUAGAAGAAACUUUGGUAGAAAUUAGGAAAAUUUUAGAUUUAAUACGCAGGCAUCAGUGGCUUUGAAAAUGAGAUUCUUUCCAAUCCGGUACGUCGUGUACAUAAUACAUACGUGUAUGUGCAUCACUAGAGUAACGAAAUUCUGAGUAUAAUAAGGACUAUUUUAUUACUUCGUCGAAAAGUAAAUUAGGGGAAAAAAACAAUAAAUAUCAAGAGUAAAAGAA